Messenger RNA from Effrenium voratum, 1388 nucleotides. Lineage: Eukaryota; Dinophyceae; Suessiales; Symbiodiniaceae. The record is from the annotation of a GenBank genome assembly.
GCCCUGUCGAAAUGAGCCUUGGGCAUCCCAUCCCCGUGACCGAUCUCCAUGGCCGACCCCCCACUUCGCUCACCUCGGCUGGCGCGGCGCGCCCCAAAACGGCCGAACCGGCCGGGCGCGGUCGCUCGGCCGCGGUAACGCCCGCGGCCUUUGCCGCGGCGGCGGCGGCUUGCGCUUCCCCCGCCCGGCGGCUUCGGCGCUCGAAGCGGGCCUCGCGGCUGCUUCGGCACGCCGAUGGCCGGGAGGUGCUGGCGGCGCUUCAUCCCGCGCUGGCAGAAGCCGCGGAAGCGGUUUGGCGGGGGGAGGUGCUGCUGGCUGGGCCCAAGGAGGAGAUCGGAGGGGUCAAAGGCGUGGCGGCUGGGGAGACCGGGGAGCCCCAACUCUUGCGGGAGCUGCAGCCCGACAGCUAUGAUUUGGUGCUGGAAGUGCAGUCUGAUGAGGUGCUGGCUGCAGGCUGGGAGGCAUGGUGCAAUCGCUUCUACCCGCUUGGGGGUCACUCGUUCAGCCUGGCAAACAGCUUCAUCAUCAACUUGGCCUCCAUCGCCAAAGUGCUGCGAACUGGGGGUAAGUUCAUCUUCCUCACCACGGCUGAGUCCAAAGACGAGAUUCUGCCAUUCGCAUUUCUUCAGCUGCCUCAUUUGAAGUGGCAGAUCGAGCAGCUCCCGGCACACGCAAGCGGGGUCUCGGCAGUUUGCUGCACCCUGCAGGCAGAUGCCGCCCAAGCUCUGAGAAGCACCCCCCAAGUAGUUGCGGAGCAAUGCACAGCCGAGACGUCCCGAAGAAGAUACUUCGAAGCGUUGAGGCCUUACUUGAAAGGAGAGUCGGCGGCUUUGCGCAUCCUGGACUAUGGAUGUGGCGAUGGCUCGCUGAUGUCUUGGGCGUACGAUGAAGAGAUCCUGGCCGAGGACGGGCCGCCUCCCGCGGUGACGCUGCUGGAGGCCAACCCGGAGCUGGCGGCGAGGGCGAAGGCCAAGCUUCGCCUGGCAGAGGUGAUCCAUCACGAAGGUGAGGACUGGCCCUUCGAGGACGGCGCCUUCGACGUGGCGGUGGUGGCCUUUGUGCUGCACCACGUGCCGUUGGAGGCUCGGAGGUCGCUGCUGCGGGAGGCCCGGCGCGUGGCGCGGAAAGUGCUGGUCUUGGAGGACCUGCCAGGUGCAGAGGCAGCCAGCGCCCGGCUGGCCUGGCAGGUGACCCAAGAGCAUUUCCGGCCGUUCGGCCAGGACCCCGAGGACUUCCUGCCGCACGUCUGGCCUUGGGAUCGGUGGCUGCAGCUCUUCGAUGAGGCGGGCCUGAGCUCUCGAAGCUCGCGGCGCAUUGCCGGCAGCCUGCGGUAUCCGGUGCCACAUAUCUUGUUCGAAUUGGAAAAUAAUAUUUUAGCCCGUGUCUAA